This is a messenger RNA of Pistacia vera, 1143 nucleotides long. Its product is annotated as hexokinase-2. Gene Ontology annotation, biological process: intracellular glucose homeostasis; glucose 6-phosphate metabolic process; glycolytic process. The record is from RefSeq and is a predicted model, not a curated record. NCBI's taxonomy places the organism in Eukaryota, Viridiplantae, Streptophyta, Magnoliopsida, Sapindales, Anacardiaceae. Gene Ontology annotation, molecular function: glucokinase activity; mannokinase activity; ATP binding. Gene Ontology annotation, cellular component: mitochondrion; cytosol.
AUGACAGCAACUCUCAAGGUGAUAAAGUAUGUGAAAUCGGCUCCAAGUUUAGGCUUAUUUUUCCCUGCUGCCAACACCUUGAAUCUGUCAGCUUAUAGUGACUUUGAUUGGGGGUCUUGUUUGAUGACUAGAAAAUCCAUUAUUGGAUUCUGCGUGUUUCUCGGUUCUGCAUUGAUUUCUUGGAAAUCCAAACGCCAAGCUACCAUCUCCAAAUCUUCUUUAGAGGCUGAGUAUAGGGCUAUGACAUCUACGGUUGGACAAGAUGUAGUUGGAGAAUUGACUAAAGCAAUGGAAAGAGCUAGUCUUGAUAUGCGUGUUGUAACUUUGGUGAAUGAUACUAUUGGAACAUUAGCUGGAGGUAGAUACUCAAAUCAGGAUGUGGUUGCUGCCGUAAUCUUGGGUACAGGAACUAAUGCAGCAUAUGUAGAACGAGCACAUGCUAUUUCUAAGUGGCAUGGCCUUCUACCUAAAUCAGGGGAAAUGGUUAUCAACAUGGAGUGGGGUAACUUCUGGUCAUCGUACCUUCCGCUAACAGAAUAUGAUCAAGCAUUGGAUGUCGAAAGCUAGAACCCUAGAGAACAGAUUUUUGAAAAAGUGAUCUCUGGUAUGUAUUUGGGAGAAAUUGUGCGCAGAGUUUUGUGCCAGAUGGCUGAAGAAGCUGCUUUUUUUGGUGAUACUGUUCCACCAAAACUGAAAAUUCCAUUCAUACUGAGGACUCCAGACAUGUCCGCAAUGCAUCAUGAUACAUCUUCAGAUUUGAGAGUGGUUGGGACAAAAUUAAAGGAUAUAUUAGAGGUAUUAUACCUGGUCAAUAAUGUUGGACGAAAGCCCAGGAAAAUUAUUUUUCUAGCCUAUUGUGAUCACCAUUUAGAACUUAACUAUUACUAUUAGCAGCAAAAAUUGGGCAGAGACACAGUGAAAGAUGGGGAAAAGCAGAAGUCAGUAAUAGCUUUAGAUGGCGGGUUGUAUGAGCACUACACGAAAUUCAGUGGUUGCAUGAAAAGCACGGUCAAGGAGAUGCUGGGAGAGGAAGUCUCUGAGACCAUCACAAUUGAGCACUCAAAUGACGGUUCUGGAGCUGCACUCCUUGCAGCCUCUCACUCCCAAUGCCUUGGUGUCGAUGAGUCAUUUUCAACAAUUUAA